Molecule: messenger RNA, 1728 nt
Organism: Lymnaea stagnalis (great pond snail)
Lineage: Eukaryota; Metazoa; Mollusca; Gastropoda; Lymnaeidae
Source: the annotation of a GenBank genome assembly
UAAUUUCAAAAGCUGUAUUGGUAUUCAUCCCUCGCUGGACCAAACCAGUCUCUCCAGGUUUCCUGAUGCGGAGGAUGCUUGCCCUCUAAGGGUGUGCGAGGAGAUAUUUCAGAGGGCGCAAGGAGGUGUUUCAUGGUGUGCGAUGAGAUAUGUAUGGGGGUGCGAGGAUGUAUUUCAUGGGGUGCGAGGGGGUAUUUCAGGUGGAGGGAGGAGGUAUUUCAGGUGGAGCAAGGAGGUAUUUCAGGUGGAGCAAGGAGGUAUUUCAGGUGGAGCAAGGAGGUAUUUCAGGUGGAGCAAGGUGGUAUUUCAGGGGAUGUGAUUAUGAGAACAGAAUAGCCAUUGAGUUUUAAGUGAUGAAAUACAUUUUUAAAUUUAUUAAGGAACAAUUUAGUUUAUGCAAUAAAAUUUAUUAAGGAACAAUUUAGUUUAUGCAAUAAGUGAACAUUUUGUUUUUCAAGCUCCACAGAUCUCUUUCUAAUUCAAUAAACAAAGUAAGAAAUUUUUUUUUUGUUUUUAAUUUCAAAAUGUGCCGAUACCUUUUUUUUAAAGGGGUGCGAGACUUGGUCAAACAGAGAGACUUACUAAAGCUUUGUAGGGGGUGUGGAGUAAAGAAGAGGUUGGGGAACCCUUUGUGAGAAUUAGACAGUUCACACUUAAGACAAGCUCUCUCUCUCUUUUUUUUUUUUUCAAUUUCUAUUGAUUUUUGAGCUUCAGACUUUAGAGUUUUGUCUCUAUUUUAAGAGUAAUCCGUUCCUUGCUGACGGCACUAAAAUUGUUUGAUCAUGGCCGAACAGUAGCAAUGGAACUCUGUCAUUAAGGGAGGAGUAGCUGUACAUAAAUACCAGAGGACAUUAGUGUCUCCAGCGGGGGCUCAUAAUUCUGUUGAACACAACUUACUGUAACCCCCACACUCAUAACGACAGGGAUUCUGAUACCCUUGACAUCAAUGUCGUACUUCAGAUUGGGGGGUGUACACUGGGGCAACACUGUAGUCAUUUCUUUUAUGCAUACAGCAUUUAUAGUAAUUAAUGGCGAUGAACAACUUCAAUGAGUUUUUGCUCUGUAAUGUCAAUGUAAUGUCAAUGUAGCCCCAGAGACCAGUUGUUAUUACUGUGUACACUGGACUGUUUCCUAUGUCUCUCAAUAAACCGGGCAGUGGACGAGGACAAUAUUAAGCCACGUCCAAGAUUUAUCAGCUGAAUGGGAUGAUGUGAAACCACUUUGCUGUGUGGCUGAUCAACAACAAACAAUAGCUUCAAAUUCAAAGCAGAGUUGUGUAUGGUAAGAGAGAGCUAGGGGGACAAAGUCCUGCUUCAAAGCAGUGUUGUGUAUGGUACUAGAGAGCUAGGGGACCAAGUCCUGCUUCAAAGCAGUGUUGUGUAUGGUACGAGAGAGCUAGGGGGACCAAGUCCUGCUUCAAAGCAGAGUUGUAUAAAAACAAUGUUCCAAUAACUGAAGGCCACAAAAUAAUGAUACUUACGGUACUUAAAGCCGAAUGAUUUAUCAGUUAGUGUGUGCUAACACUAUCAAGAUUGUUCAUGUUAAACCCCAAACAAGAUUGUUCCUGUUUAACACCACAAAAGAUUGUUUAUGUUAAACACCAAACAACAUUAUUCCUGUUUAAGAUUGUUUAUGUUAAACACGAAAGAAGAUUGUUCACGUUAGACACCAAAGAAGAUUGUUUUCAUGAAUAAAUAAAAAGUUUGUAAAAAUGACUGCUGCCAAAUU